Messenger RNA from Euleptes europaea (tarantolino), 2676 nucleotides. Its product is annotated as patched domain-containing protein 3-like. Gene Ontology annotation, cellular component: membrane. Bases 1 to 2676 code for a protein of 891 amino acids. Lineage: Eukaryota; Metazoa; Chordata; Lepidosauria; Squamata; Sphaerodactylidae. The record is from RefSeq and is a predicted model, not a curated record. The transcript is spliced from 4 exons.
AUGGAGGGGGACCCCCAAGGCGCCUGGAGCGGCCGCGGCCGAUGCCAGACGGACUGCGUGGAGCGGCCCCUCUCCCGCACGCUCCGGCGCCUGGGGGGCUUGGUGGGCGCCCACCCCUGGCCCUUCCUGCUGCUGCCCGUGGCCCUCUCGGCCGCGCUGGGCGCCGGCUUCAGGCAGCUGCCCCUCCGCGAGGCGAACGACAUCGAGGGGCAGUUCACGCCCCGCGGGGGUCCGGCCAAGGCGGAGCGGCGCCUGGUGCAGGAGCGCUUCUCGACGGACGACGCGCGGCGCUUCUCGGCGCAGCGGCUGACCACCGAGGGCACCUUCGCCUCGUUCGUGGCCGUGGCCCACGAGCCGGCCCGCACGCUCCUCACCCGGGCCGCCUUCGCCGAGCUGCUGGCGCUGGACGCCGCCGUGCGGGCCCUGAGCGCCAGCGGGCACGCCUACGCCGAGGUGUGCGCCCGCAGCGACGGCGCCUGCAGCAGCCCCAACCCGCUGCUGAGCGCCGUCGGGGACGACCCGGCGCGCAUCGAGGCGCUGCUGCCCAACCUCACCUUCCCCCUCUGGCAAGGGCGCGUCAUCUUGGGGUUCUACCUGGGGGGCGUCUCGGUGGGGCCCCGAGCGGCCGGCGGCCGGAGCCGCCCCGUCCGGGCCGCCAAAGCGCUGCGCUUGUUCUACCACCUGCGGGAAGGCGACCCCGCGCAGCGGGAGGCCAGCCUGAAGUGGCUGCAGGGCUUCCUGCGGAGGAUCGGCGGCGUGCUGAGGGAGCUGAACCUGGCUUCCGUGCGGGUGGCCUAUUUUUCCUCGGUAUCAAGACAGGAAGAAUUAGAAAAAAACACCGAUCAAGUGGUUCCUUUGUUUAUUGUUACAUAUUUUUUAACAAUAUGCUUUUCAAUCUUAUCCUGUUUAAGGCUCGACUGUGUACGAACAAAAGUGUGGGUCGCAGCAUUUGGAGUGCUGUCAUCAGGCUUAGCUGUUAUCAGUAGUUUCGGAUUAUUGCUCUUUUGUGGAGUGCCUUUUGUUAUCACAGCGGCAAGUGGACCGUUUCUUACACUUGGGGUUGGUGUUGACGACAUGUUCAUCAUGGUGUCCUGCUGGCAACAGACAAAAGUCAAGCACAGGGUUGAGGACCGGAUGGCUAACACCUAUGCAGAGGCGGCUGUGUCUAUUACCAUCACAACUCUUACCGACAUUUUAGCCUUCUACAUUGGCAUUGCGACGUCCUUCCCAUCAAUUCAGUCAUUUUGCAUCUACACAGGAUCGGCCUUCGCAUUCUGCUACUUAUACAACUUGACGUUCUUAGGUGCAGUCCUUGCUCUAAAUGGUAGAAGAGAAGAAAGCAACAGACAUUGGUUCACAUUCAUGAAAGUGUCAACUGAAACUCAGGAGUCUCGCAGUUCUGCUUACAACUUGUGCUGUGUGGGAGGAUCUUAUGAUGAGUCCACUGGGGCAGAGUUUGAGCAUCCUAUGAAUGAAUUCUUUAGAAAGCAUUUUGGUCCUUUUCUUAUGCAUAGCUGGACCAAAGUGGCUGUAGUUGUCCUGUAUCUCACAUAUAUAUGUAGUAGUAUUUAUGGGUGCACUCAAGUUAAUGAAGGUAUAGAUCUUCGAAAUUUGGUCGAUGACUUUUCUUAUGUCGUUCAGUAUUAUGAUUUUGAAGAACAGAAUUUUAAAGAGUACGGUCCAAGAGUUAUGGCUGUUGUUACCGGAAGCAUACCAUACUGGAAUUCAACUGUUCGUGCAGAUCUUGAGCACUGCAUACAGGUGAUGGAAAACUCAACCUACGUGGACAAGAAAUUAUCAGAGUCAUGGCUGAGAAUGUAUGAAGAGGCUGCUAACAGAAUGUCUCUAAACAUAGGUGACCGUAGUUCUUUCAUUGGUAAUUUAUCUAUCCUGUUCAGAGAACAUCCGCAGUCUCGGUGGGAUGUUAAUUUUACUGAUCUGGAAAUAUCAGCUUCCCGUUUUUUCAUACAGACCAUCAAUAUUACUACUUCAGUGGACGAGCGAGAUCUUUUGCGUGAACUGAGAGCUCGUGCAGCAGACUGUAAUUUACCACUAAUAGUUUAUCACCCAGCAUUUAUAUUCUAUGAUCACUUAAUUUUAAUAGCACAGAACACCAUUCAAAAUGUUCUGAUUGCUACUGGAGCCAUGUUACUUAUUUCUUUGCUGCUGAUUCCCAAUCCUUUGUGCUCGUUGUGGGUAACUUUUGCUAUCGCCUCCGUUAUUACUGGGGUGACUGGCUUCAUGGCCUAUUGGAAUGUCAACCUCGACUCCAUAUCCAUGAUCAACCUUAUCAUGUGCAUAGGGUUUUCAGUGGACUGCUCAGCUCAUAUUUCUUAUGCCUUUGUUAACAGCAAGAAACACAACCUGAAUGACAAGGCAGUGGACGCUUUAUACCGCCUCGGUUACCCCAUGGUCCAGGGAUCUAUUUCCACCAUUGUGGGGGUAUUGGUGCUCUCCGCGACAGACACCUACAUUUUCAGAGCAUUUUUUAAGAUUAUAUUUCUGGUUAUUUCAUUUGGAACCUUUCAUGGUCUCUUUUUUAUUCCCGUGUUUUUAACCUUUGUCGGCUUUUCCGGGAGAAUGUCAACCACACAGCAUCGAAUCGACUGCCAGUUCAAUGAUAACUCAGCCAGGAUUGAAAGCAAUGUUACGCAACUGCCUGUUAUAAACACCUAG